Messenger RNA from Oncorhynchus gorbuscha (pink salmon), 4335 nucleotides. RefSeq names its product rab11 family-interacting protein 1-like. Gene Ontology annotation, biological process: regulated exocytosis. The record is from RefSeq and is a predicted model, not a curated record. NCBI's taxonomy places the organism in Eukaryota, Metazoa, Chordata, Actinopteri, Salmoniformes, Salmonidae. Gene Ontology annotation, cellular component: intracellular membrane-bounded organelle. The transcript is spliced from 7 exons. The coding region runs from base 134 to 4021 and encodes 1295 amino acids. Gene Ontology annotation, molecular function: small GTPase binding.
UUCCUCAACCGUCCAUAGGUAAAAGUUUUUCUCUGUCGCACUACACUAACUUGUCUACUUCUAUGUAGCGCACCAAAACGUUUCUAGACGUUAUUCAGAGGCCCACUCGUCCAAACCUCCGUAGGUCUCAGCCAUGUCUCUAUCGGACCAGAGCCAACAGUGGUAUCCCACCAGCGUACAGGUAACUGUGCUUCAGGCAAGAAGCCUGAGGAUAAAGGGAAAAAAUGGCACCAACGACGCAUACGCCAUCAUGCAAGUAGCCAAGGAUAAAUUCGCUACAUCGGUGGCAGAAAAGAGUGUGGCACCGGUAUGGAAAGAGGAGGCCACGUUCGAGCUGCCGCUCUUCCACAACGGCAACACAGAGAAGUGUACGUUGCAUGUCCACGUAAUGCACCGGGCUCUCGUGGGAUCGGACAAGUUGCUCGGGCACGCAGUCAUCAACCUGUUGGAGCUCAGCGAGGUUAAAUCCCGCAAUAAGACUGAAUGGCAUAAGCUGUUGGAUAAGGCAGGCAAGCCAGACAAAGACAGGGGAGAGGUGCUGGUGGACGUCCAGUUUAUGAAGAACAAUCUGACAGCCAGCAUGUUCGACCUCUCUGCUACAGACAAGCCGCGCUCCCGCCUGGGCAAGUUCAAGGACAAGGUUCGAGGGAAGAAGAAGGAGGGUCUGUCGGACUCGGCGUCUGCCGUGGUGCCGUCCUUCACCCAGGUUCUGACGGACAGCGAGGGAGAGGGGGAAGGGGAGGGAGGUGCAGACAAAGAAGAUAAAAAGAAGAAAAACAAGCUGAAGUCUCUGUUUUCCCCCAAGUCUAAUCUGCAGCGUCACGGACUGUCUCAAUCCAUGUCUGUCCUGGGCCCUCUGCCGGAGAAGGACUCCUCACUGAGUGGCAGCCCCUCAGGCCUCAACGAGGACUCCUCUGAAGGUAAAAAUAAAUUCAAGUUUCUGACCCAUAAGCGCACAGGCAGUUCCGACAGUAAGGCUUCUCAGGGCUCCCUGUCUCUAGGGCGCUCUAAGAUCCAUGCCCCACUUGCAGAGCAGAGUAACCUGUGCAUCAACGGCAGCCACUUGUACACAGAACAUCCCCAUCCCCGGAGCGCACGCACCGGCUCCACCUUCAGCCUUGCCAGCUCAGGCCACGGUUCCAUGGAAGACCUACGCAGAGCCCAGGGCCGUAAGAGCUCCAGCACCUCCAUGGACUCUCUCACGGCCCUGAAGCAGCCCUCACCCUGGGCAGAGGGGGAGAGCAGCAGGGCAGAGGAGGAUGAGGAGGAAGAAAGAGUUAAGAUGGAUGAGAUGAAGAGAAAGGAUGAUCAGGAGAGAAAGAAGUUAGAGGAAGAGAGGAUGAGGAAGGAGGAAAAAGAGAAAAGGAGGAUUGGGAAGGAGGUAGAAAGACUUAGGUUUGAGGAGGAAGAGAAAACAAGGAAGGAGGAGCAGGAAAACAGAAAGAGGAUGGAGGAGGAGGAAAAGAUUAGGGUUGAGGAGGAAAGUAGAAUGCUGGAAGAGAGGAAGAGGAGACUGAAGGAGGAGGGAGAGGAGAGGGUAAAGAAGAAAGAACAGGAAAUGAUUAGGUUACAGGAGGAACAAGAGCGGUGGGAAGAAGAGGAAAGGAUCAGGAAGGAGGAAGAGGAGAGGAAGAUCAGGGAGGAGGAAGAGAGGAUAAGGAAAUUUGAGGAGGAGAUGUUGAGGAAGGAGGAAGCAGAAACAAUGAGGCUUGAAGAAGAAAGGGGCAAUGAACAGGAGAGGAGUGAUAAGGAGCAGAAAGAAAGAUUUAGGGUAGAGGAAGAAAAUAUCAAAACAGAGGAGUUGAGACAGGAAGAGAAAAGGAGAAAUGCACAGAUGGAGGAAGAGCAAAGGCGUGAGGAGGCGAGGGCACCGUUGGAGGAAGUUGAGAAGCAGAUGGAGCAGUAUAGCGAGGCAAAGGUCACCGUGUGCAAUAAUCCUUUUGAGGAAGUCUCUCCCACCAGUUCAUUUGAUGACAGCUCUUCAAAUAAUCUGUUUGAGGAGAACCCUAUGACCACUACUGGACCCAUCAGCUGCCGGAUAAAUAAAGUAUCAGCAGUCAAGCCAAGACCCUCUUCAUGGGGGAACCCUUCAAAGCCUGCUAUAUCUUCCAACCCCUUCUUAUCGUCCUCGUCUCCUGAACUGGAGAGUUCUAUGGACUCCCCCAGAGGCGCAAGGGAAAAUAGAGACGCUAUUGACCCGUCUGCUAAUCUGAUGGAGAAGAAAGACCCUGCCCCUGUGGCUCCCAUCAAUCAGCCCUGGGCUCGUAAGGACAACUGGUCUAGUAAAUCUCAUUGUGCCACACCUACCCUCGCUAAAACAAAGCCAACAAAACCGCCCCCUCCCCUCAGAUGUCAAUCUUCCACGGCAUUGGUGGGAAGUGGGGAUGACCAGGGGAGUGUUAGUGGUAAGGACCAUUCCAGUGUCAGACAGGAAAAGGGCCCUGCUCCACUGCCUCCAGACAACCAGCGAUGGGCUCAUAAGGACAACUGGCCCAGUAAGUCCAACCCUGGUUCUGCCACUCCUACCCUCACCCAAAAAACGCCAACAAAACCGCAGCCUCCUCCAAGACGCCACUCUGCCACGUCAUUGGUGGGAAGCGAACAUGACCUGCACUUAAAUGAGAGUGUUAGUCAGGAUGAUUCCGGUGUCAGGAGGGACAAGCGUCCUGCUCCACUGCCUCCUGACAGACCAAACCAGGCUCCAAGCCAGAUACAGAGGGACCAGAGUAUGGCCAGUGUGAAUCGAGGACAUAAGGACAGAGUGGAUGCCUCCAUGUCCAAAGUUUCUCAACGUGUGGUACAGAUGAUCACGCCACUGAGAUCUUCCUCCACAGCUCCAACAGAGCACAUCAGUGGAGGCCAGAGCUCUACCCACCAUGGGAACCAAGCAGAGGAACCCCUGCCAUCAGCCACUGGGGGGUUGGUGGUUGCAAAACACAAUAAAGGUCCAGCACCCUCCAGGCCCCAGCACCUUCCAGGGAAGACAAUGCCAACACCAACAGUUGAUGUGUUAGAUGAGCAAUCAAAUACUGAGGAACAUGACUCUUCGGUUGAGUUUGGUCCAAAUAAUCCCUUUGCAGAAGACUGCAGAAUGGAGAAGUCCUCUGGAUGUGGUGUAGAACAGAGUCUAACUGGUGAGCGCCAGGGGAGCCCGGACUCUCACAAUCAACAGAGUUGUACCUCCACAGAUGCAGAUCUAGGUCCGUUUCAGAAGCGUGUGGUUGGGGACACAACUGAGCUUCCAACGCCAGAUGCUCUGCCAGCCGAGGAUGUCUCCUGUCCCACCAAAAGCACAUCAGCGAAGCGGGCCCGUGCUCCCUUGCCUCCAGUGAAGACAACAUCCACCUUUAGAGAGGAGGGAGCUGGUAAACAGAGUUCUGGAAAACUACAAAGCCCAGGGGCUCCCACUUCGAGUAAGCUUUCCUCAGGUAACUGGGUAAAAAAGCAGAAUGGCGGGGUGGGUGUGGCACUACCAUGUGUUACACUUGCCCAGCCCCCAUGUUUCCCCUCACCUGCCCCCUCCUCCAUACCCCACCCCGAGCCCCUGAAGGGAUCAGGGGGCAGGAGAGACUGCCCUCCCCAGACAACAAGCUCUGUCCCUGGCCAGAAGACCCUGCUUCAUGCUGGAGCUCUGCCCUCCAUUACAGAGCAGAACAGUGGAGAGGAGGCAGGAGGGAGAGGGGACAGGUCUGCCUCAAGCACACGCAGGCCACACCCAGUAAAGCCCUUGAGUUCCCUGGAAAACCAGCCAGCUUCCAACAUCCAUGAGGGACAGGCUGGCAAAUCUACAGGGAUCCUCGGUGGCCUUCAAGAGAAGAUAAAGGUCAAAGACACAGGGGUCAAAGGUCCCUACUCCCAGCUGACCCAGGAAGAGCUGAUCUCCCUGGUGCUAAAGCAGCAGGAGCAGCUUUCCAAAAGGGACGAUAAGAUUAAGGAGCUGGAGCAGUACAUUGACAACCUGCUGGUGCGCAUCAUCGAGGAGCAACCCAGUAUCCUGAUGACCAUGAACUCACUCAAAUGAGUGUUCCUAAUCAUUCAGAGCAGGGCUUUACUAAAAUGUGCAUCUUCCUCAAUGCACAUGUAUUGGGCUGGUUGAAUAUUUCAGUCUGAAUUCACCUGACACCCAUGUACAGUAUACCAUACCAAGCACUGGCUUUCUGUUUCUACUGAACAGGUGCACUUUUGUUCAUUACAUUUUGAUUGUUGACUAUUUGAUUGCUCAUUACAUUUUGACUGAAUGAUUUUCUAACUUUAUGGUGUGUAAAGACCGUAUAAGAACAACAAAGCACAAGUUUAAAUAGGCCCGUGGGAAGUUGCCUUAUGUUUUUGACAGUU